Messenger RNA from Ricinus communis (castor bean), 2088 nucleotides. RefSeq names its product homeobox protein SBH1. The record is from RefSeq and is a predicted model, not a curated record. Gene Ontology annotation, biological process: regulation of DNA-templated transcription. Bases 879 to 1940 code for a protein of 353 amino acids. The transcript is spliced from 4 exons. Lineage: Eukaryota; Viridiplantae; Streptophyta; Magnoliopsida; Malpighiales; Euphorbiaceae. Gene Ontology annotation, molecular function: DNA-binding transcription factor activity, RNA polymerase II-specific; DNA binding. Gene Ontology annotation, cellular component: nucleus.
GUGCAAGUGUAAUGGAAUAGAUAUCCGAGCCCCCCAAAUAAAAUAAAAAAGCCUCCAUUUCACAAGUAGACUACUGCUUCUUUUCUUUUUUUUUUUUUUUUUGUUUUGCUUUUGCUUCAGCCUCUUCCUCGAUUUGAUCGUCCCUUUAUUUCUUUCUCUCACUCUACCGUAACUACAACCCUUUCUCUUUCUCCCUCAUUUCUUUGCCAGUAAUGGCAGUGCAUCAGUGGCAGUGCAAGAAAAGAGGGAGAGAGUUUUCAUCGGGAAGGUAAAGCUUUACCUCAAACCUUACAACACAUCUCAUGAACCACCGCCUCUUCUUCUAUUUCUGAUUACCCCGCGUGCGCAGAGCUCUGCUAUUCUCACACUCUUUCUCAAUUCUGCUCCUCGCUAAACUGAAUCCACAGAGAGAAAAAACCACAAAACAAAAAGAGAAGAAAUUUUUGCAUCUGUUGUAUCUUCUUUAUGGAGGGAGAGCUUAAAUGCUUUUUAAAACCAGAAAGAUAAACACUCAUUUCCCAAAGGAAAUCUGAGCAGUCUUUUGCAGACCAGCCAAGAGAGUAAAAAUCCUACAAACUUAACAAAACUGACUCCACUUCUUACUACCACCUACUAUCACUAUUUAGGAUUUCCUGUAAAAAGGCUGUUUGUUGUAGCAUAAAUCUCGGGAGAGCACUGCUGAUACAUUACCAACAAUCUUUUUGAGCAAAAAGAUUGCGUAGGAGAGAGAAAUACGAAAUAUUUAUAAAGAUGGGUAAUUAAAUUUAGUACUUCUACGAUAUAGCUAAGCACGAGUGAACAACUAGGAAAGGAUAAGACAGUAGUGAGUUAGUGAGUGUUGUUGAGAGAGAGAGAGAGAGAGAGAAAAGAGUUGGAUAAUGGAAGGUGGUUCCAAUAGCACUUCUUGUAUGAUGGCUUUUGGAGACAACAGUAAUGGACUAUGUCCUAUGAUGAUGAUGAUGCCUCUCAUGACUUCUUCUCAUCAGCAUCAUCAUCAUCAUCAUCAUCCUAAUGCAGACUUAUCAUCAAACACCCUAUUCCUUCCUCUCCCUCCCACCAACAAUCAAGACCAGAAUCGCAAUAGUAGUAGUGGCUCUUCUAUGAUUCUUGACGAUCAUAACCCCAACACCAACACCGGCUGUUAUUUCAUGGACAACAACGAUGCCGCCGCUGCUUCUGUCAAGGCUAAAAUCAUGGCUCAUCCUCACUACCAUCGUCUCUUGGCUGCCUAUAUCAACUGCCAAAAGGUUGGAGCUCCACCAGAAGUAGUAACUAGAUUAGAAGAAGCUUGUGCAUCUGCAGCAACAAUGGGGCAAGCUGGAACGAGCUGUAUAGGUGAAGAUCCAGCACUUGACCAGUUCAUGGAGGCGUACUGCGAGAUGCUGACUAAGUAUGAGCAAGAGCUUUCUAAGCCCUUCAAAGAAGCCAUGCUUUUCCUACAGAGAGUGGAGUGCCAAUUCAAAGCCCUGACUGUUGCUUCUCCAAAUUCUGCUCUGGGUGAGGCCAGUGAUAGGAAUGGAUCUUCUGAAGAGGAGGUUGAUGUUAACAAUAACUUCAUAGAUCCCCAGGCAGAAGAUCAGGAACUGAAAGGUCAGCUACUUCGCAGGUACAGUGGUUAUUUAGGCAGUCUCAAGCAGGAGUUUAUGAAGAAGAGGAAGAAGGGAAAGCUACCCAAAGAAGCUAGGCAACAGUUGCUGGAUUGGUGGAGCAGACAUUACAAAUGGCCUUAUCCAUCGGAGUCACAGAAGCUGGCCCUUGCAGAAUCUACUGGUUUGGAUCAGAAGCAAAUAAAUAACUGGUUCAUUAACCAAAGAAAACGGCAUUGGAAACCAUCGGAGGAUAUGCAGUUCGUGGUGAUGGAUGCUACCCAUCCUCACUAUUAUAUGGAUAAUGUUCUUGGAAAUCCUUUCCCAAUGGAUAUCUCUCCCGCACUGCUUUGAGGAUGAUAGUAUAUAUACAUAUGUAAUGGGAUCCUAAUUGUGGGAAUGCAAUUAAAGUGUAUUUAUAAUUUACACUUGUUUGACUUGGUGUUAUGCUAUGUACUUGUAUGUGUCUGAAGAUUAUCAACUGUAACUGAAUUUAAGCUAA